UUAUCUUUUGUUUUGUUGACUUGCAGAUUCUCUCUCUAUCGUCAGUGCACGUAUUGUCACUUUGCUUUUUACGCCUUUUGUACGAUAGAGUAAAACAAUUUGUCUCGUUUCAAUAAUCUGCUGCUCUUCUUCACUGUCAAUAAAAAGAAAUUUCAAAACUACGAAAAAAUGUCAGACUCGGAAUCAAGCUUAGACAGCAAUGGGAUCCCCAAGUGCUGCAACCCACCAAAAUCCAAAGAGCAAUGCAUCAGCCAGAAGACUAAAAUCGAGGCGAGCGAGUCCUCCCAGGAAGAAAACUCUGACGACUCUGACUGCAGAGUUGGUCGUAGAACAGGUCUGUGGGAGGCCAUCCUUGGCAUGGGAUCUGGAUCCAAGCGUCAUCGGUCUGACAGCAGCGAUUCCUCGAGGUCCCCGUCACCAAAGCGACAACGGACUAGGCUCAACGAGUACAAGCACUACGACAAAAGUGACGACGAAGAGGAUGCAAGGUACCUCACUGAAAUCCCAGCCUCCCAGGAACUCGUGCUCAGGAUCAAGUACUGUACGUGGUCGAUCUCCUGCUUUAGCACUUGUGAAUUAAACACUGAAGGUUACCUGAACUCGAACGUUUAUUCCGCUGGCAUGUACAACGAGGUGCAGUGGUACUUUAGGAUCGAGAGAUUCCGGCAAGGCAAGGAGGUGUUUUACGGAGUGUACGUGCACCACUUGACCCACAUCCAGGAUGAGGCUACUCUGGAGUUUAGAGCUUAUAUUAUUGAACAUAGGGGCCACUCUUACAGGCUUGCUCAGGCUUCAAAGUUUCCUCAAAAGAAGGGCUUUCAGUUUCUGGGUUUUGCGCGCAAGAGCCACAUCAGGGAUGACUCGUACUGGUACUAUCGCAUGAUACCGGAUGAUGAACUCACUCUGAGUUUCAGAAUUCAUAUACAGUUCAAGAAGAGCAAGAAUCAAUUGUUCGACGACUUCAAGUCACUUUUGGACAGCAAGACCUGCACAGAUUUUAAUUUGGUUGUCAAAGGGAACAAGUUUCCAGUGCACAGAGCUAUUUUGGCAGCCCGAAGCUCCGUUUUUGCUGACAUGUUCAACAAAAAGAAGGCACCAAUUGAACACGAAUUUGUUAAUGUUGAACCAGAUGUGAUGAAGGAUUUGCUCAAGUACUUGUACACUGGAAGACUUAAGAGGCUGAUUAAGUAUCUUAAAGAUUUUUCGACCAUCGCUGACAAGUACAAUCUUAGAGAGCUUAAGUCCAUUUGCGACAAAGCUAAACUUUCAUUCCAAGCAUAAGAUGUUUCAAAUAAUAGUCGAUUCCAAUUUGAUACCACUAACUAGGAAAUAAGUGUUGGAAAUAAUUCAUGACAUUGAGUCUGAUGAUGGCUCAAAGAAUGCUGAUCCAUCAUUUUAUUUUAUGUAACAAAUAGUUUAUCCAGUGUUUGUUCUUAUUUAUUCUUAGAAUGUCAAUAUGCCUUGUGAUAAAAAGUGAUCAUUGCACAAAUCCAGUGCCUGUAAAGUAUAAGAAACUAAGAGUACAAAUCAAAAUAAGAAUGUUUUUCUACUCCUAAGUUAAAUAUUAAUGUUAUGCUGCGUGUGAUUUGAAAACAGCGUGACUCAACUUUUAUACUAAAUAUUACCGAAUGUCACAGUAAUUUUAUUAUUCCUCUUUGCUGCAUUAUUUUGCGUAUUUG
This is a messenger RNA of Copidosoma floridanum, 1679 nucleotides long. Its product is annotated as speckle-type POZ protein B-like. The record is from RefSeq and is a predicted model, not a curated record. Gene Ontology annotation, molecular function: protein binding. Lineage: Eukaryota; Metazoa; Arthropoda; Insecta; Hymenoptera; Encyrtidae.